This is a messenger RNA of Orbicella faveolata, 1995 nucleotides long. RefSeq names its product galanin receptor type 1-like. NCBI's taxonomy places the organism in Eukaryota, Metazoa, Cnidaria, Anthozoa, Scleractinia, Merulinidae. Gene Ontology annotation, molecular function: G protein-coupled receptor activity. The record is from RefSeq and is a predicted model, not a curated record. Gene Ontology annotation, biological process: G protein-coupled receptor signaling pathway. Gene Ontology annotation, cellular component: plasma membrane.
UUAAAAUAGCACAAACUGGGAUGCACAAGUUAUUUUAAAACGAGCUUAUGAUAGAAGUUUAAACCGUACCAAGCAAUUAUGCUGCAAAACCUAUCUUUAACAUUUAACCAAACUGAAGUCCCUUCUGAAGAAAGAGAUGAAAUGGCUGCCUCAAUGGAAAAUGUCCCUUUGAUGAUCAGUUACAUGAUACUGAGUCUCGUUGGCGUCGUCGGAAAUUCGCUCGUGAUAACAUUAGUGCGGAGAAACCGCAAUUUGCGUUCGACCACGAACAUUCUUCUUGCAUUUGUGGCAGUAGCAGAUUUGAUCUCGCUGAUUUGUUUCGUUCCUUUCGCGUUCUUCCUCGUGUUCCCGCUUCCUGGAGGGGUUCUCGGUUCCGUGUUUUGCUGGGUUUUCGCUCGAGGAAACGUAUCGAGCGUAACCAUCGCUGUCUCCAUCACUACACUCGCCUUAUUGGCUAUCGAGCGAUUCCAUGCUCUUGUCAAACCAUUGAACAACAGGCUGCGUAUAGCCAGGGAAAACAUUAUCUACUGGGUCUUUGGCAUUUCGAUUUACGCGGUCGCUCUGAUCAUUCCACUUUUCAUCUUCACUGUCUUCGACAAACGGAAGAAAACUUGCUUUCAUGACUUUGGAAGAAAUGGCCGGCGCAUCUACUUUUCAGUAUUUGGGUUCGGAGUGGCUUUAGCCCUGGCAGUGAUAUGCUUCUGUUAUUGCCAGAUUAUUAAAGGAUUUUACUUCGGCUGUCAGAAAAUUUGCGUCAGCGAAGAGCUGCAGCGCAAGCGGAAGGUAGUCAGGUUACUGCUUAUCGUGACAUUAGCUUUCAUCGUUUGCUUCACUCCUCGAGCAAUUUAUUUCUUGUUUUACCACUCCAACAAGGGUUUGCUUCACAAGACAUCUCUAUUUCUGUUACACUGCAACUCAGCCAUGAAUCCUGUUAUUCUUGGAUUUCAAAGUGAGAGAUAUCGUUGUGGGUUCAAGGAAAUAAUUGCAGAAUUCAUGGCUAAAACUAAAAGACUCGUAUGUUGAUUAUAACUUUUUAGUUUUUGCUAUUGUGAAGUACGUAUACCCUCUUAUCAGUAGGUAUGUGAUUUGUAUGUGUAUAUGUAUGUGUUAUAUUGAACUGUAUGUUACUGUGGAAUAUUCGGUCAAAACAUCAUUGAAAAGGAACCUUAUAUUAGAUUCUCGAAAGCUAAAAGUAGUUAAAUAAUUUUAUUUUACUGACUUAAACAAAGAGAACGAUUCGCAUUUGCAAUAGAUUGUCCGUAAGGCACGUUUUAAAUUACAGAUAAACAGCAUUAAUGGAGGGGCAGCUGCUUCGAACGCUGAAUUACUUUCACCUUCGCUACACAAGCCUUUGGUUAGAACACAGCGCGACGUGAGUUAUAGUCUGCAGUACGUAGCUAACUAGCUUGUAAUAAAAGAUGGUAAGCGAAAUAAAGAGAUUUUAGAUUUGAUUCUGGAUCUUAAGGAAGGGUUUCAUGAUUUUUUUUUUUCCGGUAGAGAAUUAAUUGAUGACGACAAUGCAAACCUAAGUGAUCGAUAUCACAUGUAAAUGAUGCUUGAAAUUGGACGCGGAAUUGCUCCUGGUUAACUUGAACUUUAAUUAAAAGCGCUGAUGUGCGGGAUAGAAUGAAGUGGAAGGAUUCGAUUACUGACCCCCGGAGUGGAUACAUAGUAAUUAUUCAACGCAUUCGAAUGGUAAACCAUAAAAUAUCUCACUUUUCACUAGUAUUUUCUCGGUAUACACAUGGUCCAGUUCAGACGUCGUGCUUCUGCCGUGCCGAACUCAAUUGCAAUUUGGUUCGAGUAUGACACGGCAGAAAAACAACUCUGAUUCAGACGUCGUACCAGAGUCGAAUCAAAUUUAGAAUUUACUGAUGCCUCGCAAAAUUCUCCUCCUAACUCUCCGUGGGAGCGCAAUCCCGCCAAAAUAUAUUAAUAUAAUUUAUGAAUUUUGUUUGGCGCGACAGAGGCACGACGUUUGAAUCGCUGCCGUGC